This is a messenger RNA of Penicillium samsonianum, 1407 nucleotides long. RefSeq names its product SRR1 family protein. NCBI's taxonomy places the organism in Eukaryota, Fungi, Ascomycota, Eurotiomycetes, Eurotiales, Aspergillaceae. The record is from RefSeq and is a predicted model, not a curated record. The transcript is spliced from 7 exons. The coding region runs from base 1 to 1407 and encodes 468 amino acids.
AUGACCUUCGAAAGCGGCCGACGGGCCGAAUUUCCUUCAUACGAGGCGAGACUGGCCUGGGAAAAAAGCGAGACACGCAAGAGAUUUGAAGUGACUUUGUCAAAAGCUAGAGGUCACAAAAUCAACAACAUCGUCGGGAUCGCCUGCGGUAGUCUGUCCCGGCCAGACAGACACAACGCUGCCUUCCAGCACGCGUUGCUGGUUACCGCAAAGAGCUGGCUGAGAAAGAAGGGGCUGGAUGAGAAGUUGCUGACAGGGCAAGACGAUGGCAAGAACCUCUUCUGCUACAGGCAGGAUCCAGAAUACACCCCCGUCGAUAGGGAAAUCCUCGACGGUGUCGGUUUCCAAGUGGUUGACCAUCCGGAUGGCUUUCUCAAGAUCGAUGAGCAGUCCAUUGUGCUAUCCAUAGCACCUAAUUUACCUGUCAAACAUAUCACCGCUGAUAUCGCUAGACCUGCUAUUGUGAUCUGGCUUCGCGUUGAAGAAAUGGAUACUGUCAUGCUUGACCCCGACUCGUUCCGCAUUAGGAAAAUUAUGGAGGGGGAGGCACCAACCUUGGAGGAGGCACAUGCAAUCAUCGAUAGACUUGCGUCUGGAGUGUCAUUUUUCACCAAAGAGUUAAUCCAAGAUAUGUGGGAUCAGAUCAAGCGAGAGCCCGCCCGAGGCGACAAAAUACUUACCAAAGAUAUAACCGGCGCGGUUGUUGAAUGCGAUGUAGAGACGGGGAAGGUUGGGCAAUGGUCGGUGGAUGAUACAGAAAUAUGUGUGAAACUACCCGUUACAGCACUGGGAGCCCUGCUCGCUCAAUAUCAUGCAUCGGACGCACGAAUGGGACAACAAAACCGAGAAAAUCAUCCCACGGCGUGGCCCCUGGACCUUGAGGUGGUCACAAAAACCUUCCAAGACAAGGCCCAAGAAUGGAAAGAGAGCCUGGCCUGCGACAAGCUCAAGAUAAUUCUGUCAUCUUCUGCAGAGAAUCAUGAAAUUGACAAGGUGAUCGGGUUGGCUCUUGGCACGAUGUCCGCCCAUCGUUUCAAUGAGGAUGCUUACAGUGAGGUGGACACGAAGAUUCUGGAUGAGGCCGGCAUCGAGGUGAUUGAAGAUCCGCGUGGCUGGCUCGAGAUAGACGAGCACUCGAUUUUACUCUCGAUAGCACCGAAUGUGCCUGUCAAGGAGAUUAUUGCGGACAUUGCUCGACCUGCGGCUAUUAUUUGGUGUCGAGUGGAGUUCGAUGAUGGACUUGGUCAGGGAUUAACUGACCCUGACUCUUCGGGGGUCAGAGCAAUGAUGGAGGGUUAUGAACUGCAUGAAAUUGGCGCUGAUGACGAGAUAUUCUUGGAUAUUGUGCUCUAUAUCCGGAAGUCGGUGGCUACCCCGACUCCUAGUUCAGAUGGAAGAUUUUCCUAG